Harpia harpyja (harpy eagle) is the source of this 1752-nucleotide messenger RNA. It is a transcript of the gene FSD1L, whose product is annotated as fibronectin type III and SPRY domain containing 1 like. NCBI's taxonomy places the organism in Eukaryota, Metazoa, Chordata, Aves, Accipitriformes, Accipitridae. Gene Ontology annotation, molecular function: protein binding. The transcript is spliced from 16 exons. Bases 229 to 1722 code for a protein of 497 amino acids. The record is from RefSeq and is a predicted model, not a curated record.
GCAGGGCGGCGGAGGCCUUUAACGGUUCUGCCCCGCGGCCGGGUGUUGCCGCCGGUCCUGGCUUCGAUCCCUCCCUCAUCAUGGACGAGCAGAGAUACUCCUUCAAACUCUGGCAACUUCAAUGUAUGGACAAGUACAGAAGACUAAAUUAAUGGAGGCUAAGAGACCCUGCAAAGGAUUGUAUCUACUCUAGCGAACAAAAAUGAUGAAAUUCACAACUUCAUUGACAUGCUGAACCAUACCAUAAAAAAUGUUCAGGUAAACUCUUCUAAUGUAAUCAGCGAGUUGGAUAAAGAAUUUGAUGGUCUGUAUUCUAUAUUGCAUGAGAUGAAGGGGAGUAUGGCCAACACUAUUCAGCAAGAAGAGGCUCAUAAAAUUCAAGCUCUGCAGGAUCAGCUUAGCCAGUGUAGUAAUGCCCUAGAGAGUUCUGAAGAGCUGCUGGAACUUGCUGCGCAGUCGCUGGACAUAAAGGACCCUGUGGAAUUCUUACAGGCUGCCAGACAGAUCAAAGAUAGAGUCACAAUGGCUUCAGCGUUCCGCAUCUCUCUGAAACCAAAGGUCAGUGAUAGUAUGACUCAUUUGAUGGUGGACUUCGCUCUGGAAAGGCGGAUGCUCCAGGCUGUAAAGUUUUUGCCAGUCCCUAAACCUCCAGAGAUAGAUCUAGCAGCAUGUCUGGUUGCUGAUAACUGCAUAACAGUAUCGUGGAAAAUGCCUGAAGAAGACAGCAGAAUUGAUCAUUUUGUACUGGAGUAUAGGAAAACCAACUUUGAUGGGCUUCCUCGAGUAAAAGAUGAACAGCGUUGGGAACUGAUAGACUAUAUUAAAGCUACUGAAUAUACAUUAUCAGGUCUGAAAUUUGAUACAAAAUACAUCAACAUUAGAGUACAAGCUUGCAACAAAGCUGUGGCAGGGGAAUACUCUGAUCCUGUGACUCUGGAAACCAAAGCAUUUGUGUUCAGUUUGGACAGUACUUCGUCUCAUCUGAACUUGAAAGUUGAAGAUACCUAUGUUGAAUGGGAUCCUACUGGAGGCAAAGGCCAAGAAAAAAUAAAAGGGAAGGAAAAUAAAAGCAGGCUCCACUUCACUCCUGAAUUCUCUGCCUCCUCCCUGCAAGCAGCACAGGGGGACAGUGGCCAGAAUCCUCUCCUGAAGAGCAAUAGAAGAAGUGGUGCACCAUCUCCAAAGAGGACAUCUAAUAGCGCAAGAUCCUCACUGAGGGGCAGCAGAGAUCAUUUUGCUGGUGAAUCAUACACAGUGUUGGGAGACACUGCUAUUCAAAGUGGACAGCAUUACUGGGAGGUGAAAGCCCAGAAGGACUGCAAAUCCUACAGCAUGGGAGUAACAUACAGAAACAUGGGGAAAUUUGACCAGCUGGGAAAGACGAAUUCAAGCUGGUGCAUCCAUAUCAACAACUGGCUGCAAACCACACUUUCAGCAAAACAUAACAAUAAAACCAAAACUUUAGAUAUACCUGUUCCAGACAGAAUAGGAGUAUACUGCGACUUUGAUGGAGGUCAGCUUGCAUUUUAUAACGCAAACUCAAAGGAGCUGAUACACACCUUCAGAACAAAGUUUACCCAACCAUUAUUACCAGGCUUCAUGAUCUGGUGUGGUGGGCUUACAGUGAGUACUGGAUUGCAGGUGCCAAGUGCUGUGAAAACGCUCCAGAAAAGUGAAAAUGGAUUGAGUGUUUCAACAAGCAGCCUAAACAAUAUUGCCUAGUAAUGUCUAUUAAACACUUCUAUUGCUGAA